Clonostachys rhizophaga is the source of this 1068-nucleotide messenger RNA. Lineage: Eukaryota; Fungi; Ascomycota; Sordariomycetes; Hypocreales; Bionectriaceae. The record is from the annotation of a GenBank genome assembly.
AUGGCUGAGGCCGACGUGCCCGUCGACUUGGUCGUCGCGAUACCGACAUUCAUCGGUUCGCUACUCUCUUUUCUAGCAUCUCUUACCGUCAUCGUCUUGCAAGUUGCGAACCCGCCGCGAAGGCAUUUCCGUCAUUCCAUCAUCAUCAACCUUCUGGCUUCAGAUUUAAUCAACAGUUUGAAUAACACCAUCUCCGGCGCAAUCGCCAUUGGCAGAGGCAAGCUCCCAUCGCCCGAGUUACCCCCCAACGCCUCUUGUGUCGCCAAUGCCUGGAUUGGCCAACUCAGCGUCCAAACGAUCGAUUUCAACAUUCUCAUCAUUUCCAUUACUGUACUACUCACCGUUUUCCGAAAUAAUUGGGUCAAUGGGCUUUCAUCAAGGGCCCGGACCUUGAUCUGCGUCGCUGCUUGGAUCCCCGGCCUCAUUACAAGCAAUAUUGGCCUUGGAUUGAAUUCUUAUGGCUAUGUGAGCGGCAAUUGGUGUUGGAUCCGCUCCGAGCACCUGACCCUUCGAUACGCUCUCGGCCACGGCUGGAGACUUGCCAUCUUCGUCGCUACGAUAUCCAUCUACACCUACAUCUACAUCCACCUGCAACGAACCUACAACGCUCUUCGAAUGCUCCUGGGCGCCUCCUCCUUCACUGAGCGCCGAUCCCAAGACAGCGACGCACCGACCUUCCGAUCCUCAGACACCCAGCACAUCCUCGUCCGACACUCCUACACCGUCUCCUACGAGCUCGAGGGCGGCGGCAUAGACGACGACUUUGGCGAACUGAUGAGCCCCUCCGACCCGAACGGCAGCACACACUCAACCCUCCCGCCGCCACCGAACCUAACAAGAAUGAUGCUCAUGAACGGCUAUCCCUUGGCAUACAUCAUGCUCUGGAUUCCCGGCAUCGCAAACCGACUGGCCGAGUCGCUCGGCGGAUCCCCACGAUGGCUGCAAGCCCUACAAGCGACAACCCAGUUCAUCGGCAUGGCCAACUCGUUGACGUACGGCAUCAGCGAGCAGAUGCGGCGCAACGCCCGCAAGAGGUGGAAGGACAAGACGACGCUUGCCACCUACUGA